GGUACAUGUUUCAAAUAUCUUAAGAGGGAAACGCUUUGUAAAACACUACAAAUUGUUGUCAACUAUAAGUUGUCAACUACACGUUAUUAAAUAGAUCAUUUUGUAAACACACGAGACACGUGGGGGAUAAAUGCUUAGUGUAAGACUGUAAAUGUGUAAAGAGGGAAUGUAUUGCUUCAAACGGUUCUCAAUCAUGUUGGUAAUGUCAGGGAACUUUACAAGAUUGAUUUCAAGAUCGCUGUGUUCUAGAACCCAGUCGGCACUUUGGUUUAAGGAGGGAGAAUCGGCUUCGUUAACACAGAUAUUUUCAUCGUCGGACGUCAGGAAGUUCGCCGAUCUGACUGGCGACACGAACCCCAUCCACAUCAGCCCAGAAUUUGCUAAAAACACUCGAUUUGGACGGUGCAUUGUGCAUGGAAUUCUUGUAAACGGCUUGAUCUCUGCACUGUUGGGUACAAAGCUGCCUGGUCCUGGAUCCAUAGUGUUGUCGCAGAUGUGUGAAUUUCCAGCACCUUUGUUCAUAGAUGAGGCAGUCACAGCCAAGAUAACUGUUCUCAAUAUUGAUCGUCGUCUGGUAACCUGCUCGGCUUCAUGCAUGGCCAGUGAGAGGAAAGAGGUGGUGUUGACAGGAUCAGUUAAACUCCUUGUGCCUCGACGAAGACCUACAUUAUCGCCAGAGCAAAGAUGACAUCAGCUACAGACUAAUUGGCUCUUUGUAUUUUAAACAAAAAAGGAGUUUAUUCUUGCAGUUGUUUUGAAAAGAACUUGGUGACACUAUCUGUGUUGUCCAAUAUUGUUCUAACUCCCUCAUCAUUUAAGACUGUUUCCUGAAUCAUCACCCUAAAUUGUAACUGGAAAUCAAGGGCUUGAAGACAACUAAAAAAAGUAACAGUGACUAGGUUAAGUCUCUAUUCAACAAUAAUGCAAUAUCACCCAAAACGUCUCGGUGGAUGUUAAAAACUAAGAUGUUUAGAGUUCCUGGGGAAAAUCAACUGCUAAAACUUUGUAACACUUUUUGAGGACACUGACAUUCUAAAGAAGUUAGUUUUCAGAGCAUGGAUGUUAACAUCAACUGUCUGAAGUAAGGUCUUAUACCUGUAGUGUAAUACAACCUCAGGGUCUAGUACAACCCCCAUUUGUACAUCUUGCAAUGUUCAGCGUCAUAACUUAUGCAGAAGCCAACAGAUUCGACAGCAAGACUUAAAACGAAUACCAUGUUGGCUAAGCUGAACAGAUGGUAGCGAUGUGUUGGACCCUGUAGUUGGUUCUGGAUCAGAGAGGGCGUUUAACCUCUAAGGUGUGAGCAGACAGUAAAACAGUACCGUCUGUUAUCAUAGCCGGUGAAGCAAUGUAGUCAAUUUUCAAUAACUUGCCAACUUUCCGGAGUUAUCUUUCCAUAUAACGAGGAAAAUGAUGUCAAAAAUAAUGUCCUUUGCAGAUGACUGGUGUCUAACUGAUAAAUGGUUUAAUCAAAUAAAGAAGGCUACAAUUCAAACGGAUACAAGUUA
Patiria miniata (bat star) is the source of this 1508-nucleotide messenger RNA. RefSeq names its product hydroxyacyl-thioester dehydratase type 2, mitochondrial-like (gene htd2). The record is from RefSeq and is a predicted model, not a curated record. NCBI's taxonomy places the organism in Eukaryota, Metazoa, Echinodermata, Asteroidea, Valvatida, Asterinidae. The transcript has 4 exons. The coding region runs from base 152 to 688 and encodes 178 amino acids.